AUGCUGCACCACCUCAGCUCUGACGCUCAUGCACAGCUCAUUUUGACCACCGACGCUUCCAGCAGUGCUGUCGGCGCAGUCUUGCAUCAACAGGUGAAUAACCAGUUGCAGCCUUUAGCUUUCUUUUCACAGAAGCAACAGCCGGCGCAGACUCGCUACAGUACUUUCUCUCGCGAGCUCCUUGCCGUCUCCUUGGCCAUACGUCACUUUCGACACCUUUUAGAGGGCAGAGACUUUUCGGUCCACACCGACCACAAGCCUCUCACUUACGCCCUGAAGGCCAAGCCAGAUCUGUACUCGCCCAGGGAAGUUCGUCACCUGGACUCUAUUUCGCAGUUUACUGCCGACAUCCGCUACGUCCGAGGCAGCGACAAUGUCGUUGCUGAUGCAUUAUCCCGUCCGGACAUCAACACACUCACAUCCGAUUUCGACCUGGCGAGGCUUGCAGACCUCCAAACAGCAGACGAGUCCAUCGCGGACUUACGUACGUCUACUACUCUGCAACUUCGAGAUGCACCACUUCCUGCGUCACCAGGUACGAUUUUGUGCGAUUGGUCCACAGGCACCCCUCGUCCUGUUGUUCCACUAUCCUAUCGUAAGGUCGUCUUUGACCACUUUCACUCCCUCUCCCACCCUGGCAUUCGCGCUGGACGUAAGUUAAUCGCGGCUCGUUUUGUUUGGCCGAAGAUGAAUUCCGACAUUACUCUUUGGACCAAACAGUGUCUCGCAUGCCAGAAGAACAAGGUUCAUCGACACACUAUCUCCCCUCCAAGUACCUUUGCGGUCCCGGAUGUUCGAUUUAAUCAUGGUCACUUGGAUUUAAUCGGACCGUUACCCCCUUCACGUGGGUACACACAUAUCCUGACGGCCGUUGACCGUUUCACACGAUGGCCGAUUGCCGUUCCUAGCUCGGAUACCUCGGCAGAAAAUAUCGCCAUGGUUUUUCUGACCCACUGGAUCUCAACUUUUGGUGUGCCAGCCACACUUACCACCGACCGCGGAAGUCAAUUCCAAUCUAGCCUCUUCCGUGAGUUCACUAGACUGCUCGGGUGCGCGCAAAUCACAACCACGGCAUACCAUCCUGCCUCCAACGGUCUCGUUGAGCGUCUACACCGCCAACUGUAGUCCGCACUGAUGUCCCAAACAGAGUCAGCUACUUGGAGUGUCAACUCCCUCUUGUGCUUUUGGGCAUCCUAUCUUCUGUCAAGGAGGACAUCCAAUGCACUGCCGCCGAACUUGUGUACGGUACACCCCUCCGUCUGCCCGGCGAAUUUGUGCAGCCUUCCACAACAAACACUAACAUCACGAGCACCUUCGUACAGCAGUUGAAACAACGCAUGGCUCAACUGCGUCCAACCCCCACUCGUCUGACCUCGAAACACGUGUUUGUACACGAGGACCUUAAAUCCGCCCCCUUUGUUUUCGUCCGGAAUGACGCAGUGCGCAAGCCCCUUUGUUCUCCCUACGAUGCCCCAUAUAAGGUCGUUAAGCGGAGUGACAAGUUUUACGUCCUUCAAAAGGCUGAUAAGACUGACACGGUCUCCAUCGACCGCCUUAAGCCAGCCUAUCUGGAGUGCCUCCCGUCGACCAGUGCGCCAUCCAUUCCCCCUACUACGUCCUCUCCCGAUACGCCCACUCCGCUCACCUUCCCUCCAUCACCAAACCUGACCAUUCUACCCACCCAACCGGAUCCUCCUCCUACACGACUGCCUAUUUCAUCUCGCUCCGGUAGACAUAUCCGUUUUCCCGCCAGACUUAAAGAGUUUGUAGUGUAUUUUUUUCCCGUUUUAUUUUAUCGAGCGUUUUGUUUCUUUGGCAAACGCUCUGGUGGGGGGAGUUGUGUAGGCUUUUGUACACUUUUGAUUUGUUUCACUACAUUUUCUUGUACACCUGACCUGCCUGUACAUUUGUUUGACAAAACGAAAAAUACACAUUAACAACGCUACGGCGGUCAACAUGUGUUCUGGUUUCGAGAGUGUUUGACGUCGUUAUUUCUUGGCGUUCGCUUGUCAUCUCUCAAUACUCUUAGCAAUUCGUACGUGCUGACGGAGACUUCCUCCUCGAAGCCGACUUCAACGUACCAUCGCGGAACCUAGAGCCUCCCUUCAACCAGUUCUUCAUCGGGACACUAUCUCUCUACUUCAUAGGAUUCUACUUUACGUGAGUCUGGAACAUUCCUUUUCUGGUUCUUUCAAUCUGUACAUUUUUUUGUUGGUAAACACAAUUCCCCCAUUCGGAGUUAGUUUUUUUCUGCAUAUAUUGCUGUUUGUAGUUUCUAAGUCCACAUUUCCUCUACAGAACUGAAUGCACUCGAUGCGGUAACUGUUGUCUCGUAGGAUGCAGGUCAAAUGGCUGAGAAUUCGACGGUUGGUCCCAUCCACCUCCGGUCAUCUGAAAAAUAAAUAACGGAAAGGAGUUUGCUGUUACUCAGGGAAAGUACUUGCCCUAUCUUUACUGGAAAACGUGCAGUAAAAUUGGUCAAUUAUGUUAAAAACAGAAGACGAACAGCUCGCAAGUGUGCACCAUAGCCCCGUUCAAGGCAUUUUGGCCCCGUAGACAAUUGGGAUUAAGAAAGACAAACGCAACUAAACCGAAGAAUUAAAAUAUUAAUGGAAGUUACCCCGAAACAGCUUCCAAGCAGCAUAUGGCGAUAGUGACACGAUUCAUAUAACACUGUAGCUGGCAGUUUUGUCUGAGAACUGUGCAGUUUCAAGUGAGCUGUGGAACAAUAGAACAAUCCAAGAAUAGGAUCAGCCCAGUUACUAAAAGUAUGCCAACAAGUGGCCUACCUAACAAUGAUAAUGAGUGAAAUAGCGAGAGUACCCUCUGUAGACAGCCAACGAAAUCUACAAAAUAAACAAACAGAAGUUAGCAGCGUCUAAAAUACUGGAACAGCAAAAAUAGGAUAAUAAAACCCGAUCACGAAUUAUUUGUCUGGAGGGGCGUGGGACGCGUCGGAGUCACGUGCGUGACAAAGCAGCCUACCGGUAUUGUUCUGGCCGGGUCGGUUUCACGUCUGUUCGGGUUCCAGAAUAUGUAUCCACGAAGGAACACAGAAUGAUCAAGUCCCUAAAAUUGUCCAUAGAUGAAACUUUACGUCCGUGUGUCCGUUAACAAUUCUUAAUCCAACUGGUAGCUUCGUUCGAAAAGCAAAGAGUCGUUUUGACAAAACAACAACAUUGUUAUUGAGCGUUCGUGUCUGUUAUUAUUCUAUUAUAUGACAUUUUAUCAAGAAAAAGCGAGAACGCAUGCGCGAAUUAACCAGUGGGUGGAUUUUAUGCAUCCACGGUAAGAUAGCACAACAGUUUGAGUGAACUGCCGUUGUUCACAAUAAGACACCGAGCGCUGGGUUUUCAAGGAUGUUUUGAAGUCGAAUUGAUGUCUUAAGAGAAUGUUGAUUUGAAAAUGAGUAUAAGCCUAUGCGUGUGAUAAGUUUCCUGCCGAUUUUGGUACUAACAAUAAGUGAGAAUACACGCUCCGAAACAAACAAGCUCCGGAUAGAUGGCAGAGGUUACGAACAGGCAACUGUUGACCAGACCGAACUAAAUUCAGUUAUGACACUAGAGAAAGUUGCGACGGAUAAUGUGAAAGAUCGGCACAGAGCUGUUUAAGGUUCAUUCUGUAUUUAUUCAGUUAAUGAUAAUCGUGACUAAUUGAUCUCUCCAUGACCUCCGUCGCUCAUUCGUAGCUUGUUUGCUUCAGCUAAUCAACGGAUCGGCCUAUUGUCAUUACUUUAUGAGAAAAUACCCGAUUUGCAGCGACAAAGGCUGCCAUGUGAUGAGGAAUUUAUGAACUUCUAGGUCUAGGUUAAAUAUAAGCAAGUAAAUAAUUUCAAUAACCUCAGAGACAAAGAGCUGUUUAUAACUACCUAUAAACGCACUCGUGUGUGCCGAAACUCCAGGUAGACUGACUCACGUACACCAACACUGUUCGAGGGUUGCGUCUGCGACAGCAUGUGAAUUGUCGUCUUUGCAAAAAGAGGUUUGCCGAAAAUGAGUGUGGGAGCCUUCGACAGGAAACGCGGCUCGAUUGUAGUUUUUUUCAAGGGAGGCCGUCGCAAUGUCAUAACUGACUGCAGCGGACGAAGAUGUUCGGGCAUCGUGAACGACGAUGUCCACAUCAGGGUGAGAGUAGGUACGGUGACUUGCGCGGGAUGUCUUUUAUACUGACUGUAGACUUGCGCUGCAUCUGUCGCACGCUGUCCUUCUCCCCCACCUGAGCCCGCCGUGAAGACAAACAGUAGGUGGGCUAACUCAUGAAAUGUCAACCGAAAUUCCGUAAUGCGUUUUCGUUUCGAAAAUAUUAACUAAGUAGGGUUGUAAAACUAAUCAUCAUGCAACAGAAUUCUAUAAUAAUUCCGUUACAUCAAUAUGCUGGCUUUCGAACGAACUUCUUUUCAGCUGCAUUCAGAAACCGCACUCUGCAAAAAACGACUGCUUGAGCAGCAUGGAUUUGUCCCACUGAUUUUUGAUGCCCCUAAAAAUUCAAUUAUAUUUCAUGGAAAACAUGAGGAAAAGUAUUCAUUCUUUUUCUUAUUCAGUAGAAAAUUACGUCUUCUUCCAAUUUUAUACUCGAAGGAAAGGUAUAAUUUGAUUUUAAAAAGUUUCUAAUUGUGAGAUUUUUUAAUACCGUGAAAUGGCCGUUUAUAAAACGUCAGGUCUCUGCAUUUACCAAUUUGGCUUGUAAAAUUGACAAUAUGGCUCAUAUCCACUGCAAAACUUUUUGAAACCAAUAUGGUCUCCUCUUAAAACCCUAGAGAAAUGUAUGGUUUGCCAUACGGGGAAAAUAUACAGCUUGUAGUUUGGAAACUCUGAAUGCAAUUGUAACGACAGGGCGGGUUCAAGAUUAUUCUGGAAUUGGAAAAGUUUUUGGAAACCGAAUAAUACCCUUCCUUCGCGUAUAAAAGUGGAAGAAGAUGUAAAUUUCUACUGAAUAAGAAAAAGAAUGAAUAUUUUUGUGCAUGUUUUACAUGAAAUAUAAUUGAAUUUUUAGGGGCAAAUCCAUGCUACUCAAGCAGUCAUUUUUUACAGAAUGUGGUUUCUUAAUGCAACCGAACAGAAGUUCGUUCGAAAGCCGGCGUCCUGAGGUAACUGAAAUAUUAUAGAAUUAUAUUGCAUGAUGAUUAGUUUUACAACCCUACUGAAUUAAUAUUUGCGAAACGAAAACGCAUUUCGGAAUUUCGGUUGACAUUUCAUGAGUUAGCCCACCUACUGUAGUCAAGAAAACCCGAUGGGAAGAGGGUGCAGAUGGCUGGUGCUGCCAGAGCCGACCCUAGGCGUGCCGCCACACCCCUGGUCCACAACAGACAAUUGACCAGGAGGGAUGGGGACGGCAGGGAUCCCAAUUGGACGUGCCAUCACAUGGGUGCGCAUUCCCGUCAACGCCUGCUGGACUCCAAUCUAGCCACCGUUUUGGUCUGGUACAUCUACCGUAUGCAAGACACACACACACACACGCUCGAGUAAAACGUUUGGGACCAUUUCCUGGCCAUGCGAGCGCUGUACAGAGUCACAAAGAAUCGCACCAAACACACAUAUAUAUGAUGGUGGGGGGAGCUCACCGAUCGUUCUUACGGAACUCACUCGUUCUGUUGUGCCUUACGGACUCUCUCUCGAGCCCAACCAGCAGCCGCACAGCGGCGUAUGAUAUAGGCAGUAUGUUAUUACCGACAAAGACAAGGGAGACUGGAAUGGCCAUUUCUGGCUUAUUAGCCGUCGUCAGCCAGUCAUACCCAAUCCCGAAGUGCGGAACACCCGAGGGUCGAACAUGCGAUCCAUCCUGAUCGAUGGGUGUUUCUCUCAUGUCUGAAGAACUACCGGUUGGGAGUGGAACGCUAUGGACCACUGGAAGUGCACUGCCGUGGAGAGAGCGAGUCAGAGAGGAAGUGUCGCGACGAGCGACCGUGGAGAGCGGGAACGUCAGCUAUCUUAACUGACGCGACGAUCCCAUCCUGGAUCCAUGCUAAAAGUGACUCCAGUCCGUUCAAACAGCACCGUCAGCUCCUUGCUUUCAAAUCAAAAGUCGGGGGGGGGGAAAGAGUUAGUUUGACGACUUUUACUGUAGCAGGAAGCGUGCAGAUGACUCAAGCCAGGACGAAAAUUAUCCCGACAAUCCGAGUGCUGGCCGUCGAUGCUGAUGAUGAUGUUGAGCAUAAAUACUAAUCGGCGUGCUGUAUCGACAAGCUAAUGGACCAAGUCACAUGCGGUGCGCACAGUCAACUGGCAGGGCGGGUUCGGUCGUUGCUACCAGACUGAGUAGACCGCUACAAGGCUACCUUUGUAAGUUUUGUGACUUUUGCAUAUAUCGGAAAUGACUGUUUAUGGUAACUACCUCCCGCUUGGCCAAAUAACAUUCAACUCAAAGAGAGGAACCGGACUUAUUGCGCUUUGAAGACUUGCCUAUGAAGGGGAUUUCACUUUUUCCUAUCUACAGCUUCGUACAUUGACCUCCCCUAAGAAUCCGGUUCAUUUGCUGCGGUGUUCGGUCUUCCUAUUUUAGGUCCUCUCUGACUACCAAAUUGAUCUUAAAGCGCGUCUGAUCGCUAUUCUGCGGGUCUGCGUUUAGACCUGUCACCUACUCGGCAUGACUUGCAAACUAAGUUUCCUUAUAGUUGCAGUUACAAUAAAGCUCGCUUCAUGUUUGUUCAUUGCGCCUUAUGGGACAUCAAGGUUGUUAGUGGGAACCGAUUCUAUGGCCUUCGACCUACAAACAUCUCACCUUACCAUUGAAUCCGCUCCUAUGUGCGGCGUGGGUCGCUUAUUCCCGUAAGUACAGCAACGUCAUUCCAACUUGAUUUGUCUUCAUCAAGCAUUUAUUCAUACUGGCAUUGAAUGCUGCUCCACUUCUGGAUCGCAGCAACCACGCUAUCAAGAUGAGAUCGAGGGGCACUUCAGGUGAGACCUCUCAGAGUAAAGCAGUCUAGUUUUCUGGCUAGAAUGAAAGUAAUCCUCUUUGUAUACAGAAUUCUGGCAGGUGUGAGUACUAUACUAAAUUUUGUACUACUGUACAAAAUUUGCCGUUCUAUCUGAUAGUUUUGCCCCCAGCUUCGUCGCCAGCUAGAUGCGCUGAACCAACAUGGGGGCCAAAUCAGAGUCCUACAGGCGUUAUCGGAAAUUCAUGCCCAUCACAAACGCCAACAUUUGAGGUGCGGUGUCAGGUUCUGUGGACGGUUCACGCCGCGCCGAUCGGGAUCCGAGCUGCUUCCAUGUUUGCCAUUGGGGUAUAAAAUCCUGGUCAGAUCAGAUCAGGUCAGAUUUAUUAAAGGAAAGGCAGGCGAGCGCCUUUUAACUCCCUUUUGGUUACAAUAACAUCAUAAAAAACAAUGUGUAAGGCAAGUGUCAAAGAAAACUAGGUAAGUAAUUACAUAGAACAAGCAAUGGUUACUGGUAUAAAUUUGUCUGUGAAUACCUUCUAAGUCAAAAUUGUACAAUAACCAGCACGCGGUACUGAAUGGACCAAGUAAUAUCGAAGCAAGCGUAUAUGCUUCGGCCAGGUGAUAACGAAAGUCAUAAAAUAAUGCUACUUAAACAUAGCGAGUAGCAAUCGUUGUAACGUAAAACUUUUGGUGCGGAUGGUACAAGGGUGAAAUUUGUUAAUUUCUGAUGCCGUGGAGGUACAUGUCCCUGCACUGGUCAAGCUCCCUCUUAAAUGUGUCCACGAACCACGUGUCCGUUGUGUCAGUGUCCGUUGUGAACCAGGGGCAAUGGUGGUACGCCCAUGUGCGGGUUUACACCGUGCCAGUCACUUGUGUCCUUUCUCGCCUCCGGUCCUCUCGGCUUGGUCAUGACACCCGAUCCGGGUGGAUGAAGGAGGAGAGAGUGCGGUAGCCGCAGCGCAAAUCUACUAUCACGCGUAAGUCACCGUCCUCCCUGUCACUGAUGCUGUGAAGCACACGGUGGACAUUGUCGAAAUCCACCAUCUAACCUGAUAGUGGAACAGAUCUUUGAUUCCCACGGCCUAUCAAGCAAAUGCCAUACCUGCCAAAUUUACCGACUGUGUAAUGAAUUUAAGAACUAAAGAUAUCAGUACAACAGCGGUGAAAGCGUUAAUCGAUAAUCAGUUGACUCGAGUUUCGAGUUUCGGAUGCGCGACCCGGGACCUGAGUUCAAUUGAAUUACGACGGCAAAUAAACCAGAAAUGACAAAUCCAGUGUCCCCAUCCUUCUCAGUAAACGCUUUCCAAGUAGAGCUCUCCAGUUUCAAUCCGAUUACAGGCAUUCUGGACUAAUUUUGCAGCCUUUCAGGAGGAUCGUUAUUUUGGUAGCAUGAAUCCCGAUAGAAUAAUUACUUUGUGCCACUUUUUUCAACUGUUUGUAGGCAGAUCGCUAUGUCUACUCGACCAUUUAGCCGACCGCCUAGACGUGAAGAACUUGGCGGCCACGACGGAAAGUGUAAAGCUUGUGUGCAACCAGCGUCUAGGCCACUGA
Messenger RNA from Spirometra erinaceieuropaei, 8425 nucleotides. The record is from the annotation of a GenBank genome assembly. NCBI's taxonomy places the organism in Eukaryota, Metazoa, Platyhelminthes, Cestoda, Diphyllobothriidea, Diphyllobothriidae.